AAUCAAACUUCAAACAUCAGGUGACAGGUACAUCGUUAUAAUGACAAAAAUAAGAAAUUACAGCUAAAUCAACGCAUGUUUAAUUUAAUUUGAGAAAACAACAGGAAUCCAAAAAAAAAAUCAUGACGAACGAAGAACCCACAGAUUUAGAUUGGAUACAAUUACGAAAAGAUUUGGGUCCUGUCAACCAGGUUGAAACUACGAAAGAAAAAUUCAUACGAAAGUUUGGCGAAAAUCCCUUCGUACCGCUAGGGUGUUUAGCGACAGCGGGUGCUUUAACAUAUGGAUUAUGGUGUUUCCGUACUGGGAGACCUAAAUUAUCACAGAGAAUGAUGCGUCUCAGGAUUGCCGCACAAGGCUUCACUAUCACAGCUCUGGUUGUUGGUGUUGCCAUGACCGCAGGGAAAUCUUUGAAAUAGCCAUUUUAAAUAAAAAUAGCUCUACAUCUAGACAUAGAGACAUAUAUUUAGUAAUAA
This is a messenger RNA of Danaus plexippus (monarch butterfly), 476 nucleotides long. Its product is annotated as HIG1 domain family member 2A, mitochondrial. The transcript is spliced from 2 exons. Gene Ontology annotation, biological process: mitochondrial respirasome assembly. The coding region runs from base 123 to 419 and encodes 98 amino acids. NCBI's taxonomy places the organism in Eukaryota, Metazoa, Arthropoda, Insecta, Lepidoptera, Nymphalidae. The record is from RefSeq and is a predicted model, not a curated record. Gene Ontology annotation, cellular component: mitochondrion.